Molecule: messenger RNA, 3927 nt
Organism: Pezoporus flaviventris
Lineage: Eukaryota; Metazoa; Chordata; Aves; Psittaciformes; Psittacidae
Gene: SLC30A9
Product: solute carrier family 30 member 9
Exons: 18
Coding region: 820-2361 (513 amino acids)
Biological process (GO): zinc ion transport; positive regulation of transcription by RNA polymerase II; transmembrane transport
Cellular component (GO): membrane; nucleus
Molecular function (GO): monoatomic cation transmembrane transporter activity
Source: RefSeq, a predicted model, not a curated record
CGCAGCGUUACAGGGUUUGUGUUGGUCUGAGGAAUGAGCCCAGGCUUUUUCUUUAGGCCGCAGGUCCUAUGGAGUUUAAAUUCCGACCUGUUUUGGCCCUCUCCGUAUAAUCACCUAUGCUUAAAUUACAACAGUACCCGUUUUCUUUAAUGAUUCCUUGUGUGUCUGUGGGUUAGUAGGAAGAACGUCCUCUAAACAUGCCGAUUUAAGUUUCCCUUUUUCAGUUGGCCUAGUAUCACCAAAGCUUAGGAAACAACACUGCUCAUCUCAUGCCAUGUAUUUAUUGUAGCGUUGUGUAAAGCGACAGUAAGUUCACUGGGCUGUAUUGAUUCUUCUGGGCUUUUGUCACAUCAGCAGCAUCUAAUAAUUGGAGUUUAUCUGAAUUUUUUUUUUAGUGAAAUUGUUUUUCUAUAAGGUUCAAAUUAGUCUAUGCACACGUGCAGAUGCUUCAGUACCAUAGAGGAUUAAAAUGAAAUGAAAACUGUUGAGACUUUUUGAUGGAAUAAAGUUUUAUAAAAUAUUUAUAAAAUAUUGCCAUUUUGUGGGAGGUGCAUUGUUCAUAUAUGAUUAGUCAUACUUUGCAUGACUCGAGUUACUAGCACUGCUUACUUUUUUUUUUUUGCUCUGUUCUUUUAAUGAGUGCUUUCCAGAGCAGCCAGUUUGCCUGUUGCAUUUCUUGUUGGAGGAGUCAUUUGCUCUCUCAGUAGAAGUAUUUGUGCUGCCUAAAAGAAACUCAUUGCUAAUACAGGAUGGCAAGCUCCAGUGAAAAGUGGGAGUCUGUCUUGUUUUCUGCCAUGCCAUCGUCUGCCUGUGCAGUUGAUGAGUCAAGUGAGAGUUUAUACCUCCAAUGGUCAAAAAAAAGAUCUUGGAUCAGAAGAUACAAAAGGGUCAAUCCCUGAAGAAACCCUGCAUAAAGCUGGAACAGGACAAGAUAAGACCAAUGCAGGCCAAAAGCAGUCUGUCCUUAAAGAGCCAAUCCAAGUAAAAGUGAAAGCAGUCCUUAAAAAAAGAGAGUAUGGACCAAAAUACACAAAGAAUAACUUCAUCACUGGAGUAAGAGCAAUAAAUGAAUUUUGUCUUAAAUCCAGUGAUUUAGACCAGCUGAGGAAAAUUAAACGACGAAGCCCCCAUGAUGAUACUGAGACUUUCACUGUGUAUCUGAGAUCGGAUGUAGAGGCAAAGUCUCUUGAAGUUUGGGGUAGUCCAGAGGCUCUUGCAAGAGAAAGAAAACGGCGUAAAGAGGCAGAGAUCAAAUACAGAGAAAAACUAUUUCGAAACCAAAGGCUGUUGUGGGAAUACAAGGAGUUCUUUGGCAAUACUAAGCCACGCUCCAGUGCAGCAGCUAUGUUUUUCAAGGGACCAGGGAAGGUGGUAAUGGUAGCUAUUUGCAUAAAUGGGUUGAAUUUUUUCUUUAAGCUACUUGCUUGGGUUUACACGGGUUCUGCAAGUAUGUUUUCAGAAGCCAUACAUUCUUUAGCAGACACAUGUAACCAGGCAUUGCUAGCUUUGGGCAUCAGUCAGUCUGCAAGGACGCCGGACCCUAGUCAUCCGUAUGGUUUCACAAACAUGCGCUAUAUUGCCUCCCUGAUUAGCGGAGUGGGCAUUUUCAUGAUGGGUGCGGGACUGUCUUGGUAUCAUGGGAUCAUAGGUUUACUCAACCCUCACCCUAUAGAAUCUCUUCUCUGGGCAUACUGCAUUUUAGCAGGGUCAUUGGUAUCUGAAGGAGCUACCCUUCUUGUUGCUAUAAAUGAAAUUCGCAGGAGUGCUCGAGCCAAGGGUCUGUCAUUUUAUCAAUAUGUUGUACAGAGUCAUGAUCCUAGUACAAAUGUGGUGUUACUGGAGGAUGCUGCAGCAGUUCUAAGUGUGGCCAUAGCUGCUACGUGUAUGGGUCUGACUUCUUUAACAGGAAACCCAUAUUAUGACAGUGUGGGGUCUCUAGGUGUUGGAACCUUGUUAGGAAGUGUGUCAGCAUUUCUGAUCUACACUAACACUGAAGCCCUGCUAGGACGAUCCAUUCAACCUGAACGACUGCAGCGACUCACUGAGUUACUGGAAAGUGAUGCUGUAGUAAGAGCAAUUCAUGAUGUUAAAGCCACAGACCUGGGAAUGAGCAAAGUGAGAUUCAAGGCAGAAGUAGACUUUGAUGGACGGGUUGUUACUCGUUCUUACUUGGAAAAACAAGACAUUGAACAGCUGCUACAAGAAAUCCAACAAGUGAAAAACCUUGAAGAAUUGGAAGCCUUCAUGCUUAAGCAUGGUGAAAAUAUCAUUGACACACUGGGAGCUGAAGUAGACAGACUUGAGAAGGACCUGAAGCAACGAAAUCCUGAUGUUCGUCAUGUGGAUUUGGAGAUACUAUAGGCAUGGCAGAAGAAAUCUUCAUGUUGCUACCAUUUUGGAAAGAAGUCGUGUAAAGGGCUGAAAAGCUUCCGAAACUGCAGUGACCUCAGCGCCAUACCUCGCUUACUUUUGCUGUAGGCUUCCUGGACUGUUAGAACUGCUUCUGUUUCUGGAAGAGCACUAGACCCGCAGACAAAAAUUUCCAUGGCAAAAUCAAUUUAAAAAAAGCUAUUUGACUUAAAUUCCACGGGAGAGUCUGUCAAAGUAUAUUUACUGCAACUCAGAACUUAACAACUUGAGGUUUAGUUAGGCAAAUAUAGCUGCCUGAAGAUACACAACACACUUAGUUUUUCCAUUUGCGUCCCUUUGCAGUCAGUUUGCACUUCUUUAGUUUCUUUCAAGAUACCACUAAAGGUUCUUGGGAGAUAUUAAGAUUAGCUAGGAAGAGUUUGUUCCAGUGGAACCUGCCAACCUUAAACUAAUUGUAAUAUUUCAACUGUGUGAUUGUUUCACAGUUUUUCUUUUCUAUGAGAUCAAUUCUUUCAAACAGGCACUGGCUUUUUCUCAAGUACCAUGACCUGUAAACCUGCUUUUUCCCACUCUUGUGAGUACUAACUGCACUUCACAAAAAUAAGAUUUUUCUUCUCAGUGGAGUCAGCUGUAUGUGGUUAUCCAGAGUAUGUUAAGUUACUGUGAAGAAAUUAGAGAUUUUGGUGAACUUGCUCUGUUUAAAUUUUGUUAUUUUCUCCCCCUGCUUUGACACUUGUUCUCUUAUUUGUAAGUAUCUUCAGAUGUGAUCUGGGAGAUAUAUACAUGGUAGUGCUUAUUAAAUGUUACCUGGCAUUUUUUGCUUUCCUUAUAGGCAGCAUUGCCAGAUACGGUCUUUGAUAGAAUGUGUGAGAGAUGUAAUUGGAAGUUACAGUAGUAAAAAAUGUAUUAGAAUUAUUUAUAAUUAAACAAAUGAAUACAUUGUAUUUUUAAUUUAUUUACCUCUAGACUUAAUCUGAAUUCUAAAUUGAUUGUGGGUUUUUUUUUUUUUGUUUUUUUUUUUUUUUUUUUUUUUUGUUAAGAAUUGGCCUUGCUUUUUUUGGAAAGUAAAGUAAAUCUAUCAGUAGUUCUCAACAAUCCUGAGAUAAAUGCUUAGAGUUUAUAACUUUGAAAUGUGCAAUUUUAGCAUUGUAUAUAUGAGCCUCAAGGUUUUCUGCAGUAGGCACCCAAGUUGUACCAGAUGCUUUGAUUUGAGACCCAGUCUUUAUUAAUAAGGGCAUGAGUACUUAUCAUGCAAAUUGAAAUAUAAGUGAAGUUACUGCAUAUAAAUAACUCUGAAGAAAAUCCUUUAUGCACUUUAACAUAUUUCAGUAAAAUGAAAAUUGCUCAUGGGUAAGAGGUGUUAAUAAGAACCUCCUAGUGACUCAUUUGCUAAGUAAUGACUGACUUGCUGAAAGGAGAAAUGUUGGUAUGAAACACAAGUCUCAAAAAUCAGUUAAGAUUAAAUUAUAAAUAUUGCAGCAGAUAAUAAUUGUGAAGACCAGUACAUCUAGAUUUGGCUAAAAGCUUUUGAAAAUGUUUUUUAGGUUUGUUUUUUUU